AUGCAUCUCCGUUCUCUGUGCGUACCGUUCUCCACCACGCCCGACCCGGCCUCACUCCGUUUGUGUGCCAUCCGUUUCCGUGCAAAUCCCGAACGACUCGUUGGACUCAAACGGUACCUGUGUUCCCUCGCAGUACCUGUUCCCUCACAUCCUUGUUCCGUUUUUUUCCAUCCCGUGUCCGUUCUCUUUACCGAAUUCGCAGCAACUGACAACGAGACUCUGAUCGACGGUCAGCUGGCGUCGCGCUCAACGGACGAGGAGCCGCUGGUCGAAUCGCGGCUGGCGUGCGGCGACGCAGUGGCAGCGGAAGUCGCGGAGGCGAUACUGAAGGACGAGGUCGUUCGCAGGCUGGAUGAGCUGGGAAACGUCAGCGACUCGGCGCAUUACUUGCAGCGCACGUUUCUCAGCGACGCGUCGAUGCGCGCCGCGGCGCUCGUCAGCGAUUGGAUGGAGGAGGCCGGCAUGUACACGUGGAUGGACGCGGUUGGCAACGUGCACGGCCGCGUCGACGGACCGCACCCCGACGCGCCCGUGCUGUUGCUCGGCUCGCAUCUGGACACGGUGGUGGACGCCGGUCGCUUCGACGGGGCACUGGGCGUGGUCACGGCCAUCGCAGCAGUCAAGCUCUUCCUCACAGCUUGCGGAUCAGCGGCGCUGCCUCGCCCCGUGGAGAUCAUCGCGUUCAGCGAUGAGGAGGGCAUGCGAUUCCAGUCAACGUUCCUGGGCAGCAGGGCGAUUGCAGGGAGCCUCUCAGCUGAGAUGCUGCAGAUGAAGGACCGCGAAACAUCCGCAGCAGGAAAACGAGCAGCAGCAGCACCAGCAACACCAGCAGACGGGCCAGCAGACGUGCGUACAGCUCGCUACCUCCCUGAGAACGUAUGGGGCUACGUGGAAGCACACUUAGAGCAAGGCCCCGUGCUGGAAUCCCUAGGGAAGCCGCUGGGGGUGGUGCUGGGGAUAGCAGGGCAGACGCGGGCGGAGGUGACUAUAGAGGGCGAGCAGGGGCACGCGGGGACGGUGCCUAUGCGGCUGAGGAGGGACGCUGUGGCUGGCGCUGCUGCUGCUGUGGUGGCUGUAGAGUCUGUUUGCUUGGGAAUGCUGAGAGAGGAGGAGGAGGAGCAGGAGGAGCAGGAGGAGGGGGAGGAGGAGGAGGGUUUGGGAGGGAGAUGCUGGAGUGGUGGUAACAGCAGCAGCAGCAGCAGCAGCGGCAGAAGCAGCAGCAGCAGCAGUGGGAGUGAGGGAGGGAGUGGGGCAGCAAGUGGGGCAGGCAGUGGGUUGGUGUGCACGGUGGGGAAGGUGGUGGCAUGGCCGGGGGAGAGCAACGUGAUAGCAGGCAGAGUGACUUUCACUCUGGACGUGCGGGCGCGGAGCAACAGCGUGAGGCACGCUGCUGUAGCGGGGAUUGAGAGGGAGAUUCGGCGGAUCUGCAGCGAUCGAGGGCUGUCGUGCAGGUUCGCAGUGAAGCAUCAAGCCGACACGGUGGACUGCUCGCCUCCCCUCGUCUCCGUGCUUCACCAGGCAGCACUCCUUGCCGUCACUGCGUCACACCCCACCUCAAUAGCCUCUGCUGCUGGCCCUGAUGCUGCUCCUGCGAAUGACGCUGCUGCUGCAGCUAGAGCUGCUAGAGGGUUCCAAUGUGCCGCAACUGGCAGCAGUGGUGGUGGCAGUCAAAACAGUUGUGAAGUGACUGAUGGGUGCACGAGGGGCGAGGGUGGGGCGCAAGGGCGGCAAGAGGAGCAAGGGCGGCAAGAGGAGCAAGGGCGGCAAGAGGAGCAAGGGCGGCAAGGGGAGGAAGGAUGGCGAAGUCAGCAAGGGCGGCAAUGGCAACAGGUUCCUCAACUUGUCAGCGGGGCGGGACAUGAUGCCAUGGCAAUGGCAGAUCUCACCCAGGUUGCGAUGCUGUUUGUGCGAUGUCGAGGGGGUGUGAGUCAUCGCCCGGAUGAGUUUGUUUCCCCACACGACCUCCACAUGGCGUCUUCUGCUAUCUUUAGAUUGCUUUUAUUAAUGCCUUCAGUGCAGUCAUUGUGA
Molecule: messenger RNA, 2028 nt
Organism: Closterium sp. Naga37s-1
Lineage: Eukaryota; Viridiplantae; Streptophyta; Zygnematophyceae; Desmidiales; Closteriaceae
Source: the annotation of a GenBank genome assembly